AUGGAGAAAAAAGAUAUGAAGACUAGAGGGAAGACUUUGAUGGAGCGGUACGAGAUGGAGAAGCUGCUAGGGAAAGGCACGUUUGGGAAGGUGCACUAUGCAAGGGACCUCGAGUCCAGCCAGGGUGUUGCUAUCAAGAUCAUGGACAAGGACAGAGUGCUCAAGGUCAGGCUCUCGGAGCAGGUAAAGCGUGAGAUCACGACAAUGCGGCUGGUGGAACACAAAAACAUCGUUUGUCUUCAUGAGGUCAUGGCGACGUGGAACAAGAUCUACAUCAUCAUGGAGUAUGCUAAAGGGGGUGAGCUCUGGGACAAGGUUAAGAGGAGCGGCAGGCUCACGGAGGCUGACGCACACAGAUACUUCCAGCAACUCAUUAGCGCACUGGAUCACUGCCACAGCCGAGGCGUGUACCACCGGGACUUGAAGCCUGAGAACCUACUAUUGGAUGAGAAUGGGGACCUCAAGGUGUCUGACUUUGGACUGAGUGCAUUUUCAGAGUCGAGGAGGACAGAUGGGCUGCUCCAUACUGUCUGUGGGACAUCGAUGUAUAUAGCUCCGGAGGUGAUCAGGAAGACAGGCUACGAUGGUGCAAAAUCAGACAUCUGGUCUUGUGGUGUCGUCCUGUUUAUUCUUGCUGCUGGCUACCUCCCUUUCCAGGGCCCAAACUUGAUGGAGAUUUAUCGGAAGAUACAUGAUAGUGAUUUCAAGUGCCCCAAUUGGUUUUCACACAAACUCAAGAGGCUGCUAUACAAGAUCCUAAACCCCAACCCCAGCAUGAGACCUUCAAUUCAGGAGAUAAAAGAGUCUACCUGGUUCCGAAAAGGUCCUAGGGAGAUCAGUGCAGUGAACAAGAAAGUUCUUAGCGAGAAUGCCACCACCACAAAUGCUGCCCGAGUGCUUCCUUCUAGGCGCAAGGAGAUUGCUCACGAAGAUAUGAAGUCCUUGGUUGCCACAAACCUCAAUGCCUUUGAAAUCAUCGCGUUAUCAGCAGGGUUGGACCUGUCUGGUCUGUUUAUCAAGGAGUGCAGGAAGGAGACAAGGUUCACUUCAGAUAAGCCUGUGUUGGCCAUCAUUGCAAAGCUUGAAGACGCCGCAAAAGCACUGAAUCUUAGGAUAAGGAAGACGGACAACAACACUGUCAGCAUUCAAGGGAGGAAAGAGGGGCGCAAUGGUGUCCUUCAGUUUGACACGCAGAUCUUUGAGAUCACACCAUCCUGCCAUCUCGUUCAGAUGAAACAAACCAGUGGCGAUCUACUUGAGUACGAGAAACUGUUGGAAGAAGGCAUCCGACCACGGUUAAAGGACGUUGUCUGGGCCUGGCAUGGAGAUGAUCUGCAGCAGAAGCAGGAGUAG
Molecule: messenger RNA, 1353 nt
Organism: Zea mays
Lineage: Eukaryota; Viridiplantae; Streptophyta; Magnoliopsida; Poales; Poaceae
Product: CBL-interacting protein kinase 14
Exons: 1
Coding region: 1-1353 (450 amino acids)
Biological process (GO): protein phosphorylation; signal transduction
Molecular function (GO): protein serine/threonine kinase activity; ATP binding
Source: RefSeq, a predicted model, not a curated record